This is a messenger RNA of Cyprinus carpio (common carp), 850 nucleotides long. RefSeq names its product putative nuclease HARBI1. The coding region runs from base 1 to 699 and encodes 232 amino acids. NCBI's taxonomy places the organism in Eukaryota, Metazoa, Chordata, Actinopteri, Cypriniformes, Cyprinidae. The transcript is spliced from 4 exons. The record is from RefSeq and is a predicted model, not a curated record.
AUGAAAUCUCUUGUGCACAUAUUUAUCACCUUCCCUGGUCACAGAAGAUUUAUCCACAUCAAGGAGGAGUUCUACAAGAUUGCAGUUUGUGUUACAGCUAUUCCUAAUGUAACUGGUACAGUAGAUUGCACCCAUAUUCGUAUCCAACGCCCCUCAGGGGCACAUGAGGGAGAUUAUGUUAACAGGAAAUCCUUCCACAGUGUCAAUGUUCAGAUGAUCUGUGAUGCUGACUGCCUUAUCACAAAUUUAGAGGCAAAGUGGCCUGGCUCAGUCCAUGACUCCAGAAUCUUUCGGGCUAGUAGAAUUUACCAGAGACUCUCUCUAGGUGAGUUCUCUGGUGUGCUGCUGGGGGACAAAGGCUAUGCGUGUGAGACAUUUCUGAUGACUCCCCUUACAGACCCCCAAACCCCAGCACAGCAAGCUUACAACCAUGCCCAUGCCAAAACCAGGGCUCAAACUGAAAUGACCUUCAGCCUCCUGAAAUCACGAUUUCAGUGCCUGCACCAACUGAGGGUCUCCCCAGACAGAGCAUCUGACAUGACUGUUGCCUGCACAGUGCUGCACAAUAUUGCCAGCCUAAGAAAAGAAAGGGCUCCCAGAGUUGCUUUGGAUGUUGAUUGGGACAAUGCUGCCAUAUUCCCAGAUGACAGAAAUGGUAGACUUGUUAGAGAACAAUACAUUGCAAAUUAUUUCAGUUAAUUUAGUUUUGAUUUAGGCCAUCCCUUAAUAAAGGAUAAUGUAGGCUAUAUAACUUUCUCAUGUGUACAUGCAUUUUAUUUGGCAUCGGUAGCACACACUGUGGUUAUCUUCCCAAAUUCUAGUUCCACUUCACUGGAUCAAUAACUAUAAA